Messenger RNA from Equus caballus (horse), 1810 nucleotides. It is a transcript of the gene MSC, whose product is annotated as musculin. Gene Ontology annotation, biological process: skeletal muscle tissue development; regulation of transcription by RNA polymerase II. The record is from RefSeq and is a predicted model, not a curated record. NCBI's taxonomy places the organism in Eukaryota, Metazoa, Chordata, Mammalia, Perissodactyla, Equidae. Gene Ontology annotation, molecular function: protein dimerization activity; DNA-binding transcription factor activity, RNA polymerase II-specific; RNA polymerase II transcription regulatory region sequence-specific DNA binding.
CACGCCGAGCCUGGGCCGGGCCGCCGACGUCUCGGCCGCGCUCUCCGGGGUCCGCGGCGGGUCUUGCUCUCACGCUCCGCGCUUCCCGACUCGGGUCUCUAGUCCUUCUCCGAGUCCGGCCUGGCCCCCGCCUCCGGGAGGGAGCGGAAGGCGGAGACCGCGAGACUGGCCUGGGAGAGGAAGGCGGGCGCGCUUGGGGCCUGGGGGACGCAGCGAUGUCCACCGGCUCGGUGAGCGACCCCGAGGAGAUGGAGCCGCGGGGGCUGCAGCGGGGGUACCCGGUCCCCGCCUCUAAGAGGCCGCCCCUCCGCGGCGCCCAGCGCAGCUACAUCUCGCCCAGUGACAACUCGUCGGCCGAGGAGGAAGACCUCGACGGCGAGGAGGAGCAGUGUGCGCUGGGCGCGGCCGGCGGCGCUGGAGGCUGCAAGAGGAAGCGGCCCGGGGUGGCUGGGAGCGGCGGCGGCAAAAAGCCCCUCCCGCCCAAGGGCUCGGCCGCCGAGUGCAAGCAGUCGCAGCGGAACGCGGCCAACGCCCGCGAGCGCGCCCGGAUGCGCGUGCUGAGCAAAGCCUUCUCCAGGCUCAAGACCAGCCUGCCCUGGGUGCCCCCCGACACCAAGCUCUCCAAGCUGGACACGCUCCGGCUGGCUUCCAGUUACAUCGCGCACCUGCGGCAGCUGCUGCAGGAGGACCGCUACGAGAACGGCUACGUGCACCCGGUGAACCUGACGUGGCCAUUUGUGGUCUCGGGACGACCCGACUCUGACACCAAAGAAGUUUCCGCAGCCAACAGAUUAUGUGGGACCACCGCUUAGAUCGAACUCGAACCCAUUCGAUGAGGUUAUUGAUUAAGCGCGUGUUUUGGGGGCCACGGAGAGAAAGGAGACAGCGUGAGAACCCCCAGAGAAUGGGAAGAAAGUUCCAUUGGAGUCUUCUAGACCCCACCCCCACCCCCGCGCGAACUGUGAACAGCACAGCUGGCGGGCCUGGGGGGCAGAGCCGGAGGGUCAGCGGCGUGGCUGUCCUCGCAGGGCGCCCACGGCUCCGGCUGCCUGGGAUCUGGGCGAUGACACUUUACCUCUCCAGAAGGAUCCUCCUUCAGUCGAGAGCGCGGACCCAGAUCCGACCUCGGGCUCUAGCAGUGUAGACUAACCCCCCGCGCUGCGGUCUGAGCCCAGCGCCAAACUGCCUGGGGGUUCGUUUCCAAGCUGAGCCAGACGUGAUGGCCCGACUCUGCAGAGCCCAGGCCUUUUAAGGUUAGGCAAUGGUUAGAACGCGCUCUCGGUGAUCGGCCUUAAAGACUGAAGUCCUCACGUGAGACCCACAUAGGGGGAUCUUUUUAAGUUGCAAAGAGAGGAGAGUGGCAUAUUUGGGCCAGGUUUGUAUCCCACAGGGCAGCGAGGCGGGACGAGGACCUCUCGGCGCCAGGAGAGAAGGAGGCACGCUUUACCUGAGCCGGGUUUGGCCCGGCGCGCUCCGGGUCCCCUGCGCCCACCUGCACCAGGCUCUGGUCUUCCUCGGGCCUCCCUCGACUCCUUCCUCCCACCUCCUUGCAGCGUGCCCUCCCCGACUCCUGACUGUCCCCACCUGGCCGCCCCCUCCAAGCUCGGGUCGCUCCCUCCUCCAACACCGCCUCCCGGCGCGCAGUUUCUUAGUCGCUCGGGGAGGAGCGCGCGGUGGGCGCCUGGGGCUGCUCGGUACCUAACGACCUAGCCCAGGGGAAGGCUGCCGCCCGGCUGCACUACCACGGUAAUUAGCAAAUGUAAAUAAAUUUAUUUUUUUAUGAAUAAUAAAACGCAUUGUGAAAACCGAG